AUGAAACUCAACCGAGGACAUUUUCGCGCCAUAAUUUAUUACAACUUUCAGAGACAAUUAUCGCAACAAGAAUGCCUUGCUGAGUUACUGUCUGUUUUCGGCAACGAAGCGCCACAUCAGUCGACAAUUUCCCGUUGGUAUGGAGAAUUCAAACGUAGACGGGUGAGUCUUAGCGACGAUCCCAGGGUGGAUGCACCAAAAACGGCAGUCAUCCAGGAAAACGUCGAUGCUGUGCGCAAACUCAUAAUUGAAGAUAGACAUGUGACUUAUCACGAGAUUGAGGCGUCCUUGAAGAUCUCAAAGACUUCAAUUCAAAAAAUUUUACAUAAAGAAUUAGGAGUAAGAAAAUUAGUUUCUCAGCAGAAAGCAGCCAGGGUUAAUUGGUGUCAAAUAACGCUUGACCGUUUCAAUUCCGGAAACUCAAAAAAUGUGUACAGCAUUGUUAGUGUUGAUGAAUCGUGGACUUACUCUUAUGAACCAGAAAAUAAACGACAGUCGGCUGUUUGGGUGUUCCAAGGUGAAGAAAAGCCAACAAAAGUCAUCCGGUCUCGAAGUGUUUCGAAAAAAAAGGUCGCGACAUUUGCAUCAAAAGCGGGUCAUAUUGCAACAAUUCCUCUUAAUGAGCCAAUAACUAUUACUGCGGAGUGGUAUACCACCAUUUGUUUGCCAAAAGUCAUCACCGAGCUUCGAAAUAUUAACCCCAAAAGAAGAAAUAUCCUCCACCAAGACAAUGCAAGCCCGCACACAGCCCAAAAAACAAGGCAGUAUUUAACGGAAGAAAACGUGGAAUUAUUGGACCAUCCUCCAUACAGUCCCGAUCUAAGUCCUAACGAUUCCUUUACUUUCACGAAAAUUGAAAACAGACAGCGUGGUCAAAGGUUCCAGUCACCAGGAGAAGCAGUUGACGCAUUCAAAAAUGCCAUUUUGCAUCUGCCAGCAAACGAGUGGAAUAAGUGCUUCGUAUGUAUUAAUCUUCGUGGAGAAUACUUCGAAAAACAAUAA
Acanthoscelides obtectus is the source of this 1002-nucleotide messenger RNA. NCBI's taxonomy places the organism in Eukaryota, Metazoa, Arthropoda, Insecta, Coleoptera, Chrysomelidae. The record is from the annotation of a GenBank genome assembly.